UUAGAGAUAGUCACCGGUGAAAAAGGGAUCCAUUAUUUUCUAACGCUAGUUUAGCCUGACAGAUAAGAACAUAGAAAAGGGCACAAAGUUUUAAUUAUAGCUGUAUUUUAUUCAUAAAAAAAACGCAAGCAAUACAUUUUUCGGCGUUAAGCUUUUAGCCUACGAAUAUGUUAGUUCAUAAACUUAUUUUUUUCUGCUGGCUUGUGUCAACAUGUUUUGAGACAUCGGUCACAGAGAGUGCUAGCAAUGAACCGGCAACAACAUCAACCAGCAAACCAGGGGUUACUACGCCCACAACUGUAACCCAGAGCACCACUGCUUCCUCAACAUCAGAACCUACAUCUCUCACCCAGAAACCAGAGGAUACGACGCCCACAACUGUAACCCAGAGCACCACUGCUUCCUCAACAUCAGAACCUACAUCUCCCACCCAGAAACCAGAGGAUACGACGCCCACAACUGUAACCCAGAGCACCACUGCUUCCUCAACAUCAGAACCUACAUCUCCCACCCAGAAACCAGAGGAUACGACGCCCACAACUGUAACCCAGAGCACCACUGCUUCCUCAACAUCAGAACCUACAUCUCCCACCCAGAAACCAGAGGAUACGACGCCCACAACUGUAACCCAGAGCACCACUGCUUCCUCAACAUCAGAACCUACAUCUCCCACCCAGAAACCAGAGGAUACGAUGCCCACAACUGUAACCCAGAGCACCACUGCUUCCUCAACAUCAGAACCUACAUCUCCCACCCAGAAACCAGAGGAUACGACGCCCACAACUGUAACCCAGAGCACCACUGCUUCCUCAACAUCAGAACCUACAUCUCCCACCCAGAAACCAGAGGAUACGACGGCCACAACCAAGCCCAGUGAAACCACUGUUACCUCAACACCAGAAACUAUACCUCCCACCCAGAAACCAGAGGAUACCACGGCCACAACCAAGCCCAGUGAAACCACUGUUACCUCAACACCAGAAACUACACCUACCACAACAGGGAAUGAGUCUCCGGGAACCACCACAGAAGCACCCUCGCCCAGCUCAACACCUGAAGUUACGGUCAGUUCAGGAACCCAGGUGACCACCUCCCCACCGGAGUCCACCCCAACUGAGACCACCCCGACAGAACCCAGCACUAAAACAACUGCCACGCCCACCACCGCUAAGCCACCAGCCUGCAGCCUGAUUACAUGUCCAUUUAACAGCGUCUGCAUUGAAUUGUUUGAUGGUCCCACCUGCCAGUGUCUUCCUGGGUCAUUCUUUGCUGAUGGCAGCUGUGCGAAAGCUAAGGCCUUCCCUGGAAACCUGACACUCACGGCAUUGGGGUUUGCAGAUGAAAUGCUAUCCCCUCAGUCCCAAUUAUUUAAGCAAACGGCAGACAAUAUAAUAGCUGUGCUGAAAGAUGUAUUUGCCGACAACCCAGCAUAUAUUGAAUCCAAAGUCUUACAACUCAGUAAAGGCAGUGUGGUAGCGACGGUGGACAACAUUUUCCAGCUCACCUCCGAGGUUAACCAGCAAUCCGUUGAGAAAAGCAUAAGUGACUCGAUUAAACAGUGUGGGGACAACUGUGACUUACUAAAUGGUGCAACAUUCAAAGACGUUAACCUAUGCCAGCUGAAAGAAAAUCCUUGUGAUGUGACUACAACAAAUUGUAAAAGCGAUGUUGGCGUUGUCAGCUGUUCCUGUAUUUCUGGCUACAUCUCGACAGACUUCUCAGAAAGAAGCUGCUCAGUCUGCCCCAGUGGACAGAAAGCAGAGAAGAACAAAUGUGUCCCCUGUCCAUUCGGCUAUGCAGGAUUGAACUGCGAUGAUUCUUCCCUGCUGGCGGUGGUGGUGGUCUCCUGCGUGCUGGGUGGAUUCCUGCUCAUCAUGCUGCUAGCUUUUAUCAUCUACAGCUCCAGGACAAAAAAGAAGAACUACAACAGUCCUUACCCCCCACCUCAGGAGACCAGGACCACUUGGUCCACUGAUCACUUGCCUGUACCCAAGAUCCCGCGAGCCAGCGCUAACAUCAAUGCCCAGUGGGACUCAUCCCAUUUGGAGAUGACGGAGAGCGGCAGCACACGGGCCCUGGUCGCCAAAGAUCGCCCUGGAAACGGAGCGAUGUCCUCUUACGAUGACCUGAGGACCUUCACGGGCAAAAACCAGUCACGCUAUUCCUAUCUGAACCACGGCCAGGACAACCCACACUUCAUCUCGGACAAUGGACGUGGAACCAAAUAGAACCUGCAGCAAAAGGAAGAUUGUCCUUGGGAUUUUGCAAGAAUCCUCCUUUCGAUUUCGCCCUGAGAUGUCUCACACUGCAAACGUGGCCUCCCAAAUAAACCCAUAGCACUACCAUUGGUUCAUGGUACGUGAAUUUAACACCCAGUGUGCCUUCUGUCAUUUCAGGUUAAUGGAUUUUCUUCUUUUUAUUUAAUCUUUACAUUAUUUAUAAACAACAACAAUGCUGGGGUAAAAUCUGAUUGCCAAAAUGUAUAUACUACUAUGGAAUUAAAUAUGAAGAUUUCCCAAAUGUAAAAAAUAUUGUUGGGUUAUAUUCAGACUGACAAAGAAAUGUUAUUUUACAGUCCAGUGGGCAGUUGUUUUUAAAGAGUGGUUAUCUUUCUUAUGAGACAUUUGGCCAUGACUUAUUGAAAGGCUAAUUAACCUGGUAGUUUGCUCUCCAUGUAAAUUAAAUUGAAAAAAAAAUUAGCUGCAUUUCUGUGCUUUAGAAUCGGUUAACAUAUUUCACCUGGUUGUAGGAUAUGUGUACAGGUAAUCAGUGUUGGGAUAUAAGGUGGAUUAUAUCCAACAGAUGUCACUGUUUCCACACAUCUGGGAGUUCUUUCACAUUCAUAAUUUUUAUGUACACUUGUCCACUGUGAGAAUAAAAUAGGGGGGCAGAAUGUUUCCUGUGAAUUGAAGCUGUUUUUGGUUGUGGUUUUUUUAUUUUUUGGUUUGGUUUUGGUUUAACAAAUGUGUCUAUGUGUCUAGAAUUACCCAUCGGAAGCUGAUAUUCUCUUAAUUAUGUUAAAGGGUAACAUAUUACUUUUGUGCACUUCACACAAAAUCCUUCCUAUUAUGACAACCACUUUUGGUUACAUUAGGUUACAUAAAGAGAUUGGAGAUAAUCUUGUUGGCAGUUGUUUUUCAUAACUGAAACUAUUUUAUGUGAAAUGACAAGUAACGGUUUAAAAGAUGUAGCAAACACAGGCAAUUAAUUUCAUGCUACAAUUAAAUUGUUUCCCAUUUAUACGGAUACAUUAUGUACUGAAGAAAUUCAGGUACCUUGGGUAACAGGAUGGUAGCUUCUGAAUUACUUCUAAUUACCAUGGCACUAAGAUGCUGCCUGCAUUUUUAUUUCAAUGGGUUCACACAUUUUUAUCUUUUGUCCUAUUUAUGAAGAAGUUAUUCUCCCCCCAAAAAAGAAAAUCACCAAAAAGAUUUUUAACUACCAAAAUAUGUAAACUCUGUUUCACUGUUCACCAGCUACCAUGAAUUUUUGGUGGUUACUGGGUUUGAAGAUUACUGUCGCAUCUCAAUUUCUUUUUUGCAUUGUAAACCCAGUAAAGCCACAUGACAGUAAAGUUUCAUAACUGCACAUUUGGGGAUUUAUGUCAUUGCUUCCACAUUACUUAAGUUAUGGAUGUAUGUUCUAUUUUCGAGUCUGAAAUUCACAACAACAAAAGAUUGUAUUUUUCUUAUAGGGGCUGGAACCCAGAAAUAAUUGUUUGGAAGUUCAUAUUGUGUUGAGGGAAGGGGUUGUGGUUUAUGAGAUAGUCUCCCAGUUUUGCUGUUUUGAAAAUUAUCUACCGUAUGUGCCUUUUGUCACAGCUCAUUAAAAAAAUUAACUUUUGAUAAUCCAUCUAUUUCAAUGUGCCAAUAUUAUACAUAACAGUGAAUGUGUUCAAAUAUCAACAUAGGUAAUUAAUUGUGUGUAUAUAACAUGUAAUGCAUUCUCAAACUGUUUUAUAAUUGUACAUAAUUUUGUAUAAGAAAAAGGGUUGCUUUUUUUGCACGGAAGGGCAUGGGAUGAAAAUGAACACUGAAAUAAAUUAAUUUAAACCUA
Conger conger (European conger) is the source of this 4056-nucleotide messenger RNA. RefSeq names its product mucin-13-like. The coding region runs from base 168 to 2228 and encodes 686 amino acids. NCBI's taxonomy places the organism in Eukaryota, Metazoa, Chordata, Actinopteri, Anguilliformes, Congridae. Gene Ontology annotation, biological process: cell-cell junction assembly. The record is from RefSeq and is a predicted model, not a curated record. The transcript has 13 exons.